UGCCGGUGAAAGCGGAAGUGUUUUGUAAGCAGUACAUGGGGAGUUGAAGGAUACUUGUCAGUGGCUACUGGAUAGACUUUAGCUGGAAUCCCAUUGUAGGUUGUUACGCAGGAGCUUGGACAAACCAUGUCAUGGAUACGUGAUAAAGAGUUGUCAUUGAUUGAGCGUCUAUGUGCAAAUGUGCUGAAGGCUGGCCCCAUGCCCAAACAUGUUGCUUUCAUUAUGGAUGGGAACCGCCGCUAUGCCCAGAAGUGCCAUGUGGAGCGGCAGGAGGGCCACUCCCAGGGCUUCGAAAAGCUUGCAGAGACUCUGCGUUGGUGUCUGAACUUGGGUAUUUGUGAGGUGACCGUUUAUGCCUUCAGCAUUGAAAAUUUUAAGCGUUCAGAAGAAGAAGUAGCUGGCCUCAUGGAAUUGGCUCGGCAGAAAUUUAUCCGACUACUGGAGGAGAAGGACAAGCUGCAAAAACAUGGUGUGUGUAUUCGAGUUCUAGGAGACCUGACACUGCUUCCACUGGACAUCCAAAAGUUGAUUGCACAAGCAGUGCUUGAAACUAGAAUCUACUCUAAAUGUUUCCUGAAUGUUUGCUUUGCCUACACAUCUCGUAAUGAGAUUGCUAAUGCAGUGAGAGAGGCUGCUUGGGGAGUGCAAGAAGGACUACUGGAACCUAGUGAUGUGUCUGAGUCUCUUAUAGACCAAUGUCUCUAUACCUCAAAAUCUACAGAUCCCGACCUUCUCAUCCGAACCUCAGGAGAGGUCCGUCUGAGCGACUUCCUUCUAUGGCAGACUUCCCACACGUGUCUAGUCUUCCAGUCUGUCCUGUGGCCAGAAUAUACAUUUUGGAACUUGUGUGAAGCUGUUCUGAGAUAUCAGUACAAUCACAGUGCCAUCCAGAAGGCCAAGGAAACGCAAUUGGAGGAGUCGUCAAAACUUCAAAUGGAACGUGACUUAACUUGGGUUCAAGAAAAGCUUUGGCAUAUGGAGCAAGACCUAGGAAAUCAUGACAAACCAUUUUGCCAGAAGUUAUUGCAGCAGUGCCGAGCAAGUAGGGAAGAAAGGACAAAUAAAUUCUUACAGGCGUUAGAGAGGAAACAGUGGAAUCAUCUUCAGGAUCUUUGCUCAACGCCCCUGAUCCACCUCAGGCCCCAUUUGUUGACUUCACAGUGAUGUUCACUGGAAGUUGCUUGUGAUGACAAAGUGAAUGUGUGAAGUGUUAUCUUAGAUAACUUCAAAACAAACAGUAAGCUUGCAAGGUUACAGCUGUACAGUGAUAUCACAGAAGCAGGGAGUAAAAAAUUAAAAAGUGCAGGAUAAAACGAAAAAAUAAUCAUCUUAGAUAUAUUUAUUAGCAAGCAAAUAAUUAUUAAACUGUAUUCCAAGAUUGUAUUCAUUCAUUUUAUAGGUUACUAAAUAUAGUGCCAGGGGUGUUUUACAAAAGGGUUUUCUAACCAUAACCAAAAAAACAACACAAAUUUAUGUUUUAAUAAUAUCCCUUUCUUAGCACAAUCGUGAUAAUCAUUGGUUCUGUAAAUGCCCAUUCAUGGAAAUAAUUAAAAUCCUGAGCUGCUGGUGAUUGCUGAGUGUUACAAUCUUCUAAUUGUGCAAUAUAUGUUAACCAUGUCUGCCCAGAGCCAAAUUAAUUAUUUUUCCCCAUCAUACAUUCAAUGUGCCCCUGAUUUCCUACUAGAUCUUCUUUUAAUUUUAUUGAGUAAAUCAAUGAUUUUAUGUCUAUAUGUAUUUAAAUUAAAUACAUUUCUCUGCUAUGUGCCACAAAGUCUACUUUUUUCUCUUCUGUGGAUUAAACAGGAAAAUUACAUGUGAUUGCAUAACUUUAAAAUAGUGAUAAUUACAGUUUCAAUGUAACAAAA
Molecule: messenger RNA, 1865 nt
Organism: Pelobates fuscus (common spadefoot toad)
Lineage: Eukaryota; Metazoa; Chordata; Amphibia; Anura; Pelobatidae
Gene: DHDDS
Product: dehydrodolichyl diphosphate synthase subunit
Exons: 10
Coding region: 127-1164 (345 amino acids)
Biological process (GO): polyprenol biosynthetic process
Cellular component (GO): dehydrodolichyl diphosphate synthase complex; endoplasmic reticulum
Molecular function (GO): ditrans,polycis-polyprenyl diphosphate synthase [(2E,6E)-farnesyl diphosphate specific] activity
Source: RefSeq, a predicted model, not a curated record